This is a messenger RNA of Formica exsecta, 2896 nucleotides long. RefSeq names its product peptide methionine sulfoxide reductase (gene MsrA). Bases 196 to 849 code for a protein of 217 amino acids. Gene Ontology annotation, molecular function: peptide-methionine (S)-S-oxide reductase activity. NCBI's taxonomy places the organism in Eukaryota, Metazoa, Arthropoda, Insecta, Hymenoptera, Formicidae. The record is from RefSeq and is a predicted model, not a curated record. The transcript is spliced from 5 exons.
GGGUGCUGUCCCUAACAUACCGCAGUAAGUUUCAAUACUCUAAUUCCGUGAGGAGUCCGGAGUUCAUUUCAAAAGGGCUCGCGUUUGAAGAAUUUGAAGAAUUUGAAGAAAAUUUGGCUCGAAGAAAAUUCGGCACAACCAAUAGUUUGAUAAAUUUUUCUCUGGCAUUUCGAUUAUACAUCGAAUUCAAGCAGAAUGCCGGGUCAGCUGGAGGAGAUCAAGGGCAAGCGUGCCACCUUCGGUAUGGGUUGCUUCUGGGCGGGAGAUUCUCUCUUCGGGGCACUACCUGGAGUUAUCAGGACCUGUGUAGGCUACGCCGGUGGCACCAAGGAGUUCCCUGUAUACAGAGACAUGGGAGAUCAUACAGAAGUCAUUGAUAUUGAAUAUGAUCCGGAACUAGUAUCCUUUACACACUUGCUGAGCUUGUUUUGGAAUAAUCACGAGUAUGGUCUAACAACAAAGAUUAAGAGACAGUAUAUGUCACUAAUUUUAUACCAUGACGAAGAGCAACGGUUGUUGGCUGAAAAAUCUCGUGAGCAAGAACAGAGACAGCGUGGGGAAGUUUUUGUCACCGAGAUUAAAAAGUUUUCAAAGUUUUACCCAGCGGAAGAUUACCAUCAGAAGUAUCGACUACAGAGUCAUCCGUGGCUCAUUGAGACAAUGGGUAUCACUACACCAGAAAUCUUGCGCACCUCUCCUUUAGCAGCCAAAUUGAAUGGUUAUAUAGCUGGUGCUGGUACUCUUGAACAAUUUGAAAAGGAAUUACCAAACUUGGGAUUAAGUGAAAAAACGACGCAAUAUUUAACAAAGUACAUUAUCGAGAAUCAAGGCAGUGGUUUGUAUUGCUAGUGGAUCUAGUAAGAGAACGCGAAAAGACAUUUUCUACUAUUAGACAUAGGCUGAACAUACUCGAUGUCUUUGCGACAAGAAAAUUCGAAUCGACGAUUUUCCUUUUAGCUAAAAUACCGAGAUAUUAACAGUCUCGGAGUGAUAUAAACUUCAUCUAAAGGAAUAAAUAACGAAAUCAUAGUCUUCAAUUAAUUUUUUUGCUACGAAAACCCAUUAUAUUACAAUAUAACUAAGAUUUUAAUUAAAUUAUAACAAAAUUAUAUAGUUAAUUACAUAAUAUGAGAUUAAGGUAGUUGUCUCGCAAAUCGUAAUUAACAAGAAAAAUUUGAAAAUUUAACUAUACGUUAAUAAAUAUGGUAUCUACACGAUUGUACAAUUUAAAAGUAAAUUUCGGCCGUCCCAAACGCGAAAUAAUUGGUAUCAAAAAUUGCACUUUUUAUACGUGUCGCAUACGAAAAACAUACGAAAACCUCGUAUUUUGAAUUUUAAUAAUUAGAAAGGAUAACAAGAAAGUGAUAAAAAACUAAUACAAAGUAGGACACUUUAGGAAUUCUAUUACAAAAAAAAAACCCAAAUUAUUGACCGUUUAGUUUUAGAAAUACAAUAAUAAAAGGAUCUCACGGUAUUAUUUCAUCCUUGUUGUUCACCGAAAGUUAAACAAAGACAGAUGAUGCCCGCGAACGUUGCGGGCGUUGAUUUGACAAUAGCGUAGAGAAUGUCCAAAAGCUUUUAAUUAGUAAACGUAGGUAGUCAGUAGCCGGAUGUCUUAAAACGUUGACCCAGAGUAUAAAAUUUUGAAUUGUUCUGUUGCGAGACAAAUAUCUUAAAUAUGAUUUUGUUAUCUAUUGCUACAUUAAUAAAUUCUUGCUGUAUAUAUCGAGAUAUUGCAGUGAUUCAUUGCUAAGUCAUUAAAGAAAUUUGUUACUUAAUAUUUUACUUACAUAAUGGCAAUUUCUACAAAAAUAUCAAUUUAUGUGAUGCAAUGAAAUUAUGCAAUUCUCUCUAUAUAUACAUAGAAAAAAUAAUACUUUUGACAGAUUAGCGUUUUAUCGCAUUGUGCAAUAGUAAUUUUUCAUUUGAUUCUGUUGUCGUAGAAAUAUUAUAUACUUUCGAAUAAAUUUUAAUUUAAGAAGCUUUAUUAUAAACAUAUAUAAUUUUCUAUAUCAAUAUUGGCAUGAAAAGAUUAUUUUCAAGUAGAUUUUAAUUAGAGAAGCUUUAUUACAAAAAUAUGUAAUCUUAUAGAUAAAUGAUUGUCUUUCUUUUCAUUAAGGAAAAGUUUCAGUCUGUUUCAGUCAAAGACAGUAUUGCCAAUUCGUAUCAAAUCGAGCCAUCGACUUAAGAAUAACUCAAUAUGAUCUAGCAUUAGUUGUGGAUAUGGUCAAGCGGGAGGAUUUUGAUUUCUGAUAUAAAAGUAACGAGUUGACAACACAUAGGUAUAUAAAGUACAUAGAUGUAGCAUACAAAUAAAAAAAGAGUCCAUAGAUGUAUAAUUAAUAGACUAAUCACUCCUGUUUUUUGGAGGGAUAUUAAAGACGACAUUAGUAAAUGAGAACAAUAAAGAUUAGAUGCUUUCCUUGUCCGAUUGUGUAGUUAGCGGGGAGAAGAAAAGAAGAGAUCACCUUUUACAUUCUCUAUUUUUUUUCUGAGGCGUAGAGUGUUCUCAAUUUAUUAUAUAAAUCUAUGGUUUAAACAUAAGAAGAAUGAAUCGAAGAGUUACUGACUUUGGUGUAUAUAUGCUUGUACUUAUGGGUGGCAUAUUCUACAAAUUGAAUCUUGCAUAUUUGUGUUCCGAACCAUGCAGAUGGAAUUGCCCAAAAUACACUGAAGUUAGUGUAAUGCUUCUCUUAUCGCUGUUAUCAGCUUUAAUUUAUACAAAAAUCCUCCGCUCUUUUUACAAGUGGUCACAAGUCUAUGAUUUAGAAAUUUAGAUACACAGCACGCACAUCUGAAGUUUUAUAUGCAAAGUUCGAAUUCCUCUUUCCUCCUUCCUUCCUUCAAGAUUUCACUGUAUGUAAAAAGAAUGUUUGAACAAUAUAAAACUAACUCU